AUGAAAGCUGUGAGGCAGUUUUUCAACAGUACGUUGCAAGAGGUUCAAGUGGACCCGACGCACGCGACCCGCUCCACGAUGAGGGAUGUUCUUAUGGGUUGCCCGAUUGGUCUCAACUUGCACGGGCUCGGGUCUAUAGGACAAAUGGAGUCGUUCCGCAUGGCAUUGUUUCUUUCAAACAAGAUGUGUGUGCUGUCCGAGAGUGUUGAGACAUCGGAGAUGUCAAUCUGGGGUAGCGUCGUUCGGAUGCCGGCACAAUGGAAGCCAGAUCGGCGUUCGAGGCUUGCUGGAUUGGAUCGCGUGUUCUCGACUUUCCAAGAGCUCAAGGAGAAUCCUUCAAAGUUAGCCGAUUGCAGGCAGACGUCGUACAAGCUGUACAAACACAUUUUUUCUCGCGAGCAGGUGUUUUCAAAUGCACGGUGGUGGAUAAACGCCACGAUGCUGAGGAGCCCUGGCAGCUUCAUUAGGGGCGAAGUUCUGGGUUUGGUGGGGGGACUUGGGUUCGCACCCAAUUUGGGCCUGGUGACUCAAUUGCUUGCUCUGUUGGGCGCCGUCGUGUACGCUCAUGAGCACGCUAUCAAAUACAUAUCGGAGGAUACGUUGACGUUUCGUGCCAGCGGGAAGGCAAUUGAUGGCAGCUCUGCGAGAUUUGGCGACCUGUUCAACAUCACGCAUUGGAACGCGAGAGCGAUGGGAAACCAGUCCUUGCCACUGCCGUUCGUCGUGCAAGCAAAGGCCACAGAGUGGAUCUUUGCUAGCAAUGUUUCUAAGCAGGGCUAUGCUAAAUCUGAUGGACCAGAUGGGGAGGCCGUGAGGGGAGAUCGGUCGGUCUGUUGGUAUUGGGAGUCUUUGCGACCUACGGACGCGCUGUUAAAGGCGGUGGACGCGGUGCGCCCAGCAGCGGCGUAUGGAGUUCUCCAUGCGCGGAUCGAGGACGAUUUGAGGGCGCCUGGAAUUCCAUCAGAUUUCUGGAGUGCCAGGACGCCUCUGCCUGACAUGUUCAGCAAGAUAGCCAACUCCUCUCAUCCUUGCCUUUCACGUCCGAGCUCUUUCUACAUGUGCGUUGCGGCCUCGGAUGUCACAGAGCCCGAGGACGCGUCGAUACUGGACCGGCGGGUGACACCUUGGCCAAACAUGUCGCUGGAGUUGGGAGGCUCCGACGCAGUCCGUAAAGCAGGCUUGGAAGGGUCAAGGAUUCAGGGAGCACUUCUCGAUUUCGAGAUUGCGCGGGGAGCGAAGUUUUUCCUUGGAGACGAAGGCUUGUCCACGUUCACAAGGGCGAUAAUGACAUCCCGGACUUGCGCUGGUAUUCCGUGCAACAUCAAUUCCAGAGACAUGCGAGAGGCAACAUUUCGCUGA
Messenger RNA from Prorocentrum cordatum, 1359 nucleotides. The record is from the annotation of a GenBank genome assembly. Lineage: Eukaryota; Dinophyceae; Prorocentrales; Prorocentraceae.